Messenger RNA from Solea senegalensis (Senegalese sole), 3572 nucleotides. RefSeq names its product transient receptor potential cation channel subfamily V member 1-like. Gene Ontology annotation, biological process: calcium ion import across plasma membrane. Gene Ontology annotation, cellular component: membrane. NCBI's taxonomy places the organism in Eukaryota, Metazoa, Chordata, Actinopteri, Pleuronectiformes, Soleidae. The coding region runs from base 167 to 2368 and encodes 733 amino acids. The record is from RefSeq and is a predicted model, not a curated record. The transcript is spliced from 16 exons. Gene Ontology annotation, molecular function: calcium channel activity; protein binding.
GUGAAAAAAACAAAACGGCGCCAGACACGAACAUGUGUUUCAGUGAUAAAGUAACAAACUACAAGGAGAAAGCACAUUUCUAUAUACGCAGCGCUGUUAAAGCUGCAGGUCUGGAAGCAUAUACUCUGCAAUUGAUGCACUCUUAACAACAUUAAACACAAAUAAGAUGGAGAAAGAACCACCUCCAGAGGACAAGGAGCCCAACAACAUCCCAGACAGGCUGGACUGGCUUCUGAACACUGCAGAGAGCACUCCUAUGGAUACCAACAUUCUAAUGAUAAAUGUCACCACUGACAGUGUUUGCACAUCAGCAUUUACCAGGGAACGACUCUUUGAAGCAGCAUCCCAGGGAGACACAACUCAGCUCGAUGGUCUGCUCAACUACCUGCUGGUUAAUAAUAAACGACUUACAAGCUCAGAAUUCACAGAUGAUGUCACUGGGAAAACAGUGCUCCUCAAAGCUUUGCUGAAUCUGAAAGAUGGAAGAAAUGACACCAUAGACGUCUUCCUCGACAUCGCAGAGAAAACUGGAGAUUUAAAAAACUUAAUCAAUGCGUCUUACAAAGAUGUUUGCUACAAAGGUCAGACAGCGCUGCAUGUGGCCAUUGAAAGACGGAGCUUCGAUCAUGUGAAGCUGCUGGUGCAGAAAGGAGCUGAUGUGCAAGCCAAAGCCAGUGGAACUUUCUUCCAGCGUGAUGCAGGACUGGGCUUUUAUUUUGGAGAACUUCCACUGCCGCUGGCUGCCUGCACCAACCAGUCCAACAUUGUCUCCUUCCUCAUGGAAAACCCAUAUAGAAGAGCAGAUUUGACCGACAAGGACUCAUAUGGAAACACUGUCUUGCACACUUUGGUCGCAGAAAACUUACCAGAAAACACAGAAAUGUUUGUGAAGAUGUACGACGAGAUCCUCAUUCAGUACACCAAGCUUAACAAACCGAGGCAAGUCAAUCUGGAAGAGAUUGAAAAUAAUCAGGGCUUGACUCCUGUGAAGUUAGCAGCCAAGAUGGGAAAGAUUGGGCUCCUCAGGCACAUUUUGCAACGAGAAUUUGUGGAUGAGGAGAUGAUGCCGCUGUGCAGGAAGAUCACAGAAUGGGUCUAUGGACCCGUUCAUUCCUCACUUUAUGACACAAGCUCCAUCGACACCAGCGAAGACAACUCUGUGUUGGACAUAAUCGUCUUUGGGAGUGAAAGUCCGAAUCGACCAGAGAUGCUCCAGAUCGAGCCUCUUUACAGUCUUCUCAAGGACAAAUGGGACAGGUUUGCUUCCAAGUUAUUCUGGAUGAAUUUCUUGCUGUAUCUGAUCUACCUGGUCAUCUUCACCACUGUGACCUACUACAGAAGGGAAGGAGAGCCACCGUUUCCCAUUGAAAACAUCACGGAUGACUCCCUCCGCCUCAUCGCCGAGAUCAUCACUGUCUUAGGGGCAGUGUGGUUUCUCUACAAAUCGAUAACUAGUUUCAUAAGGAACCCACCAAGCUUCACGUCUCUGUACACUGAUGGAGUCUUUGACAUUCUGUUUUUCCUGCAGGCAACACUUCUCCUGAUUUGCACAAUCUUAUACGUCACUGGACGGAGAGAAUAUGUUGGACUCCUCGUGUUGUCUCUGGCCCUUGCCUGGAUCAACGUACUUUACUAUUCGAGAGGCUCUAAACAUAUGGGGAUAUACGCUGUCAUGAUGCAAAGAAUGUUCCUGGGUGACCUGUUGACCUUUUUAAGUGUCUAUGUGGUCUUGCUUGUUGGAUUUUCUGCAGCUCUUGUUACUCUGAUGGCUGACUCCAUUUCAGCUCUUCAAGCCUAUGAGGACAAUGACAAUGAUGGAAGGAGCGCCGGUGUCCCGACAUUUGGCGAGAUGCCGACUUACGAUGACCUCCGUUUCACAGUACUGGAGCUCUUCAAGUUCACGAUUGGAAUGGGAAAUCUGGAGUUCACCGACUACAUGCAGUAUAAGGAGGUUUUCUACAUCCUGCUCAUCUCGUACAUCGUUCUCACUUACAUCCUGCUCCUCAACAUGCUCAUCGCCCUGAUGGGCAACACAGUCGAUAGAAUCUCCAGAGAAAAUAUAAACAUCUGGGACCUGCAGAGAGCUUCUACAAUUUUGGACAUUGAAAGAGGACUGCCCAAGUUUCUGAAGAGCAGGCUGUUUUCCAACGAUUUCAGGACGGUGCGUGUGAAAAGUGAAAACAAUGAGAAUCGCACAUUUUUCAGGGUGCAGGAGAUGAACUGGAAAAACUGGAGGUCAGGGCUGACUGUGAUCCAUGAGGAAGACCCAGGGAAUCACAUGAUGCAGCCUCACUCCCGCUCUCCAGGAAAACUGUGGGAGAGGAUUCGUGUCAGACAUCACCAACCACAUCCUUCCAGCGUUCUCUGAUUUUACACAUGAAACAAUAACAGUAAUAAUAAUUCUUAGGUACAUGUAUUUUUCUACCAGGGAAACUUACAUCAGUGACAUUAUGAACCAACACAGUGUGAUGAUGUGACCAGUGAGAAGAGGAAAGCACUCACACGUCUGUGUGUGGAUUACAGUUUACCAAACUCAUAUGGGCAUGUGCAUUUCAAUUGUUUAAACAAAGUGUGGAACCUUAAGUGUCCUUUAAGCCAUUCAUGAUCAGAGACUUAAUCUCAGGGAUUCUUUCUGGCAUAUAUGCUUGCUUAAUUUAUAUCCAGCCUUAUACUUAACGCUGUAGUUUUUUUUAAAUAUAAAAGAAAUGUCUGGUUCAUACCAUACAAAUCACUGUCAAAGAAGUUUACUCAAUGCUGAUUGAGUAAACUGAAGGCCCAUUUACUGUAUACUCCGCUUUUGUCUAUAUGCGUCCCAAACAUUAUCUCCAUCACUAGCACUUCACACACCUCUGCGCGCCUUUUGCCGAUUUUGUGUGCAGUGGAAUGUAAGACCACUAAGUGUAUGACAUUGAUGGACAUCUUUGAGCCAUGGUCCCAUAAAAUCUAGAUUUUGUGAUUAGGAUUAGGCAAACAAAGGAACAAAGGUGAGCCUUUUUUUCUUCCCUUGCUCUGGCUGUUCUGUUUCUGUGUCAAUAGGAGAAUUAAGUAGGGACGAAAGACUCCGCCCGUCUCCGUCUUUUACCUGUGGGACAAGCUAACAUGAGGAUGGAUGUGAACUUACUGACCCCUGUGUUUUUGUUUUUAUUUUUUUUUUAUGAAUUUAAAUAACUGUUUAAGACCAAAUAAAUGUAUUUAGGCAGAGGUAGCAGGACAUUUGAUUGUUUAUAAAGGUGUAGUCAGUGCAUAUGUAUUUUAAUUGCUAAUGUGAUAAGUGAACCAGCUUGAUUUUUAACUAUCGCAUUUCAACAAGUCCAGUGUAUUUGGCACUGGUAUGCAUGAACUAAUGUCUCCAUACAGUCUUGUAACAGAACAUAAUGUGCCUUGACUUUGCCUCCCUAUCAGCAGAUUCCCAGACUCUGUCUAACCAACCAACUGCUGCUGACAGUGCUGUGGGGGGCAGGUGAUAAAAAACCAAAAACCGUCACUCCUUUCUGCAGAACUACAGCACAGACCGCCUUCAUGUGCUGUGCUGUCUGUUUCCUCUUGCAAGAAGAAUAAACCUGUCAAAGACA